AUGGCAGACAAGACAGAUUUUCAAAAACGAUUGACGGAGAUCGGUGUUCAUGGACUAGUAUCUGCUGCAGUUGCAUUAGGCCGUGAACUGCAUCUCUUUGAAGCAUUGGCUAACGUUGGAAGCGAGGAGAACCCAGCGACGCCGAAACAGGUGGCUGAAGCAAGUGGAUGCAAAGAAAGAUACGUCAAGGAAUGGUUGUCGGUCAUGGCAACCAGCGAAAUCAUCGAGGUCAACGAAGAGGAAAAAUUCUGGAUCCCAAAGGAGAAUGUCGCG
This is a messenger RNA of Ostertagia ostertagi, 273 nucleotides long. The record is from the annotation of a GenBank genome assembly. Lineage: Eukaryota; Metazoa; Nematoda; Chromadorea; Rhabditida; Trichostrongylidae.